CAUUACGGUGGGGUUGAUCAUUCGUCAAUGAACAAAAGAACGGAAAACUUCAAAACAUUUUGUUGCUGUUGUUUUUUAUUAUAUUGAAUUAUUUUUUUGGGUACUAACCGAUUCAGUUCGGUACUGAUACAUAAAAAAUGGGAAUGAUAAUGAAAAUUUUACAGAUUAUUCUUUAUUCGAUUAUUCUAGAUGUGAAUAUUUCUUUAUCCGAACCGGAUCGUCAUUGUUUGGAUUGUAUUUGUCAGGCAUCAAGUGGCUGUAAACGAAAUAUACAAUGCCAUAAUAGUGGUAAUGGACAAUAUUAUUGUGGACCAUAUCAAAUAUCAUGGGCAUAUUGGGCUGAUGCCGGUAAACCAGGUGAUGCCGGUUUUGCUAAUGAUUUUGAACAAUGUUUAGUAAAAAAAUCCUGUUCCGAAGCUGCUGUUCGUGGUUAUAUGAAAAAAUAUGGAAAUGAUUGUAAUGGUGAUGGCCAUGUUGAUUGUCUUGAUUACGCUGCCAUACACAAGGCCGGACCUUCCGGAUCAUGUCAACCAUCAUGGCUUCUUGAAAGUAAAUAUUGGCUUGAAUUUCAACAAUGCUAUUCACAUUCAUCAUCAUCAUCAUCAUCAUUAUCAACGGAAACAUCCUUCAGGGACAAUUCCAAUUCACCAUACAAUACAAUGAUCGAAAUACCUAGAAAUAAGCCUCCAUUUUUGCCACCAUUACCACCUCCAUUGAUAUUGCCACCAGUACAUGCCCGAGCAUCUGCAUCGGUUCCAGGAGCAUCGGCAUCGGCCUCAGCUACUGCUGGAUUUGAUUCAAACAAUGGUAAUCCAUUAACUGUUGCAUCAACAUCAAUUGGAAAUGGUAACGAUGAAAUUGGCACUGAAAUCGUUGAAACAUAUCCACCAUUACCAUCUUCGCCCAGAAGAUUAGGAUCAUUGAAUCGACCAAAUCAGAUUCCGCCCAUUCCAGGCGUUUUUGUCAAUAAACCUCAACCAUCCAGUCCGGUUCUAGUUCCUUCGGCGAAUUUUAAUCGUAUAAAACCAAUUAGAUUCAAUUUUCAAAAUUCACCGUCUCCUUCGAUAAGACGCGAAGAUUAUUCCUCAGCAAUGAAUUCAGUUUCAAAUGUUGAAGAACCUGAAGAAAUUGUUGUUUCUGAAGCUCAAGAAUUGAUACCUUAUGACUGUCUUCAAUGUUUAUGUCAUGCAAGUAGCAAAUGUGAUUUAAACAAAGGGUGUGAUGGUGCUUAUUGUGGUCCAUAUCUUUUGAGCUGGGGAUAUUGGGCUGAUGGUGGAAAACCAGGUGGUGAAUAUGCUACCUGUUCAAAGCAAAAACCAUGUUCUGAAACAGCCAUUCAAGGUUAUAUGGCUAAAUGGAAACGUGAUUGUAAUCAUGAUGGAACGAUUGAUUGUAUUGAUUUUGCAUUGAUUCAUAAACUUGGACCACACGGAUGCGAAAAAAUUCAAGCACUGCAAUCGACUGAUUAUUGGAAUCAAUUCAGCCAAUGCCAUCAAACUGAAAGUGGAAACAAGCCAGCACGAUCAACUAGACCAGUACUAGUUGAAGUACCAAGACCACAACCAAUAAUAUCUACACGUUCUAGUGAGCCAUUCAUCCGUCCAUCACCUAAUUCAAAUGAAGAUGAAUCGAAUAUUGAACAACCACAACCUAGAGGCGUGGUGAUCCGAGUGAAUAAUCGUGAUUUAAUUAAUACAAACAACAAUCAUUUACGAUCACCACCGCCACCAAGACCUCCAACGCGAAUCGAUUUAGGUACGUUAAACACAUCGCAGCCGAUUAUCAUUCGAAUUAAACCACCAAUCAAUUCAAAUGAUCCGAGUCGAAUAAAUAUACCGGAAAUAAGGCCACGUCCACCUACAUUACAACCGAAACCAGUCGAAAUAAUUGAAGAACCACCAGCCAUUAUCGAACCACGACGGCCAGUUAUUAGUGAUAAUGACGAUUUUUUUAGUCAACCAAGACCGUUGGAUCAACCGUCAUCGUCACAUAAUGAGCAGCCAAAUGUUUCAGAAAUUCCAAGACAGCCUUCACCUUUACCGCCAUCUCCACCAAGACCAAAACCACUUUCAAGACAAAAUGCAACAACAAAUAAUUUGGUUACAGUUGAGUGUUUAGAAUGUAUCUGUUAUGCAUCAAGUAAAUGUAAUCCAUCAAUUGGUUGUCGAUCCGAAGGGACGGGUAAAUAUGUAUGUGGAUCAUAUCAGGUUGAUUGGGAAUAUUGGAUGGAAGCAGGUAAACCUGGAAAUCGUGCCGAUCUAUCGAAUGUUGAAAAUUUUCAAAUGUGUAUGAAUAAUCGUGAAUGCGCAGAUAAAACUGUAACCGAAUAUCUAAAACGUUUCCGUAAAGAUUGUAAUGAAGAUGGUCAUAUUGAUUGUAAUGAUUAUGCUGCAUUACAUAUUGGUGGUCCUAAACAUUGUGGGGCUCAAUGGUAUCUUGAUUCGAAAUAUUAUUCCGAUUUUAGAGAAUGCUUUGAUUUUUGAUUUUGGCGUUGUAAGAAAAAGUGUGAAAAAAAUGAGCGAUGCAAUUUUUGUUUAUUUUUUUAUAUACAAAACA
Molecule: messenger RNA, 2556 nt
Organism: Dermatophagoides pteronyssinus (European house dust mite)
Lineage: Eukaryota; Metazoa; Arthropoda; Arachnida; Sarcoptiformes; Pyroglyphidae
Molecular function (GO): lysozyme activity
Source: RefSeq, a predicted model, not a curated record